Molecule: messenger RNA, 1303 nt
Organism: Lactuca virosa
Lineage: Eukaryota; Viridiplantae; Streptophyta; Magnoliopsida; Asterales; Asteraceae
Source: the annotation of a GenBank genome assembly
GCUCUCUUUCUUCCAUAAUCCAUAUCCAUCACUCUCUCCGUCCUCUUUAAAUCAUCCGAAACCUCUUUGCAUCUCUCUCUAUCGCAUACACCCACCCACUCCUGCCAAUCUACAUAGAUUCUGUUAACGGUGCUCUUCAGCAAUGGCGGUGGCAGCAGCAGCUGUUAUCGUCCCUCUCGGCGUCUUCUUCUUCGUCUCCGGCCUAAUCGUCAAUCUCAUUCAGGCGAUACUUUUCGUGGUUGUUCGGCCGUUUUCGAAGAACACAUACAGAAGGAUUAACAGAAUGGUGGCGGAGCUGUUGUGGCUUGAACUUGUGUGGAUAGUUGAUUGGUGGGCAGGAGUUAAGGUUCAAUUGUACACAGAUCCUGAGACAUUAGAAAUGAUGGGUAAGGAACAUGCUCUUGUUAUAGCUAAUCACAAGAGUGAUAUUGAUUGGCUUAUCGGAUGGGUGUUUGCACAGCGAUCUGGAUGCCUUGGUAGCACGUUAGCUGUCAUGAAAAAGUCAUCAAAAUUCCUUCCUGUGAUAGGUUGGUCAAUGUGGUUUUCAGAGUAUCUUUUUCUUGAAAGAAGUUGGGCUAAGGAUGAAAGUACCCUAAAGUUUGGUCUUGAACGAUUAAAAGACUACCCACUACCCUUUUGGUUGGCUCUUUUUGUGGAGGGAACAAGAUUUACACAAGCAAAACUUUUAGCAGCUCAAGAAUAUGCAUCUUCAAAUGGCUUACCUGUACCUAGAAAUGUCCUCAUUCCAAGAACAAAGGGUUUUGUAACGUCUGUAAGUCACAUGCGAUCGUUUGUUCCAGCUAUCUAUGAUAUGACUGUUGCUAUUCCAAAAACCUCAACUCCACCAACAAUGUUGAGGCUCUUUAAGGGCCAACCUUCUGUGGUUCAUGUGAAAGUGAAGAGGUAUUUGAUGAAAGAUUUGCCAGAAACAGAUGAAGCUGUAGCUCAAUGGUGUAAAGAUUUAUUUGUUGCAAAGGAUGAAUUAUUAGACAAGCAUAAAUCAAACGAUUCCUUCCCUGAUUCAGAACUCCAUAACAUCGGGCGCCCUGUAAAGUCUCUCAUGGUGGUUGUAUGUUGGGCAUCCUUGCUUGUUUUUGGGACAUUGAAAUUCUUGCAGUGGUCUAAUCUUUUCUCUUCAUGGAAGGGGUUUUUGGUGACAGGGGUUUGUUUGGGUGUCGUUACAGUCUUGAUGCAGAUCAUGAUUCAGUUCUCUCAGGCAGAACGUUCCAACCCUUCCAAGGUGGCCCCAUCAAGGACCACCAAUGGUGAACUUGAUAAAAAGCAGUGACUAGUAUAAACUAUA